UCAGACUGAACAAAAAAGUUUGCAACUCCAAUUUUCGAAUAAAUCGCUAGAAUAUGCGCAGAUCUCCGGCAAGUCUAAAAUAAAGGUGUUUUGAGGACGCUGAGUGCCAGAAAAUGCACCGAGAAAAAAGUGUAUCACAGCGCUACUUUACAAAAUUGACUUUUCUAGGCAUGCGGAUGGAUUUGGAAAUAGGGUUUUCUUACCAAAAGAAAGCUCGUUAGCUACUAUGCAAACUUGUCUCUAGAACUUUUCAGAUGCUCAGCUUAGUUCGCAGGAAAUCAGAGCUGUAUCAGGAGUUCUCAAAAAAUAGAGACCUUUUCUGUCACAGUGUUACUUACCGAAAAAUCUUUCUAGAAGCGUGAGUCUUGAACCGAAAAUAUUCAUUUAUGUACCCUAAGUAGAGCAGUCCUGAUAAUGUGUAAGAAGAAGAAGAGCUUCUACAGUUGACGUACUAGAACGAAAUCCAAACUGAGUCCGAUUUAAAACUUGUAACUCAGUAAAAAUAAUUGUAGAAACGCCAUUCUUGCGGAUCUAGCUAGCCAAUGAUAUGUGGUUAUAUUAUGAUAAAAGAAUAUUAAAAAGUUAUUCUAAGAUGUUAGUUCGAAAUUGAGCGAAAGUGACAGAGACCUCCGACCUUCUUCAACCAAAUAUCAGGACUCUGGAUCAUCCUUCCAUGACAAAAUAAGUUUGAGGAUUAAUUGAGGAUUUUGAAAGAAUCUGUGGAUAACCUGUUCAUACUUCAAUAAUUUGCAGUAGCAGCAUAGUAGGUUUUUCUCAUAUAGUUUGGUAUAUAGUGUAAAGUGCCACAUCUGCUGGAUGCGCCCCGUCUGUAUCUAGUGACUUUUUGGAAAUCACAAUAACAACUUAAACAUAGGUAAUCAAGCACACUGAGUCUCAUGAAAAUGUUUAUUUUUCGAAAAAAGUUGAGAGACUUAGUGACAACUUAUUUUAUCUGAAAUAAACGUUUUUCAGCCAUUACUGAAUAUAAAAAAUUCAAAAAUAUCUCGAAAUCUAUCCAAAUGACCUGGAAACUUCAUAGUACAAUCACAACAGUAUUUUGGAGGUGAAGAAAACAGGAAAGAAGACGAAAACUGACGUUAGUGUCAAUAAUAUUUUUCAAAGAUUCUGUCCAAAUGUUAAGAAAACAUUUUCAAACUUAUCUCUUCGUGGAACCAUGCGUCAGAGUCCUGGCUUUUAAUCGGUGAAGAUCAGAAGUCUCUGUUAUUUCUCAUCAUGAGAUUAUCUGAAAAACCUAAAGACAUAUAUAGCCAAGUGUUCUUAGUUAUGCACCAUACGGCUACAGGGUAUUCGAUCUCGAAUGGUACUACUAUCAAGUGAUAUUGAUAUUGAUUGGCACCAGGUAUUGAAUAGUAUCAGAAUUGUUCUUUGUUCUUAUUGUUUUCUGAUAUGUGAAAGUUAAGGUGUACAAUGGCGGCCUAUGUUACCCGUAAUACCUCUCCUAACUCUCAGAACUUGCUCGUGCAAGACCAACUAGUUAACGAGCUACAGUAAAAAAACAAACUUUGAGUACGAUACAGAGUGAGAGGGGCGGUACGGAUAAUUUAGACCACUACUGUAUAACACACAUUAACAACUAUAUUGUCAGACAGCAAUAAAAAAGAAGAAAAAAUUCCAGUACUAUUCAAUACCUGAUACCACUUAAUAUAAAUACUUCUCAAUACCAAUACCAUUCGGGACCAAUACCUUCGACACCGACCGUAUCGGUCUCGACGCAUGUCUAAAUGUUCUCUUCAAACUGAGAAAGUUUGAGGGUUCAUAUGGGAGAAGUAAAGCCCUCUUUAAAUCUGCGACCGUUUCUCGAUUCUAUUUAGGUCCGUUUCUCAGAAUAUCCUUUACUGCCAUAGUAGCCAUCGAAUGGAUAUUUAUUGUAUGUAAUGGUCUUGAAGGAGUAUGGGCCAUUCUCUUAUACCUCCUAGUUCGUCGAAAAAAGACAAAACUACCACCUACCAGUGAGCAGUUAGCACCCAUGCCGCGAGAGAAGUCAUUGGCCAAAGUCGGCGAUGAAGAGGAAGUGUUUAUCAAUUCGGAAAUAGUUCGACCAGAGACAACAGAUUUAGAUUCUGAUACGCCUGUCUCCUGUUUGAAGACUAGUGCCAUUGAACGUUUGAUACCCCAUGAUAUUCGGACACCGAUGACUAUUGUACGUUUAACACUCGACGAUCUAAUAUCAUUUCGACAAAGGCGAACAGGCACAAACGAAAACUACCAUCCAGAUUCAGUAGAUAGCCCUUUAAAUGAUCAUAAUUAUUAG
Messenger RNA from Didymodactylos carnosus, 2272 nucleotides. Lineage: Eukaryota; Metazoa; Rotifera; Eurotatoria; Philodinida; Philodinidae. The record is from the annotation of a GenBank genome assembly.